Molecule: messenger RNA, 1464 nt
Organism: Aspergillus saccharolyticus JOP 1030-1
Lineage: Eukaryota; Fungi; Ascomycota; Eurotiomycetes; Eurotiales; Aspergillaceae
Product: MFS general substrate transporter
Exons: 3
Coding region: 1-1458 (485 amino acids)
Biological process (GO): carboxylic acid transport; transmembrane transport
Cellular component (GO): plasma membrane
Molecular function (GO): carboxylic acid transmembrane transporter activity
Source: RefSeq, a predicted model, not a curated record
AUGCUUGCUGAGUCUGACCCUGCCACGACACCCGGGGCUGAGGCCGCCGUCUUCCCGGUCAAAGAAGGCGAGACGGUGGUGGCAGACCGUGAGCUGGAGAGCGGCCCACACCAGCCGUAUCGACCCACCAAAUGGCAGAGCAACUUGACUAUCAUCAGCUGUUACAUUGCCAAUUUCAGCGACGGGUUCCAGAACCAACUGGCCAACCCCACCAAUGUCAUUUUCGCCGACCUGCUGGGCAAGUCCGGCUAUCCCGCCGAGAUGAAGACGCGCAUCAGCAACUCCCUGAUCAUCGGGGCCAUCCUGGGCGUGCUGGUGCUGGGAUACGUCUCGGACAUGAUCUCGCGCCGCGCCGGACUGCUUUUUACCUCUGGCCUGGUGACUGUGAGCACCCUGAUGGCCACCGUCGCGCUGGACGUGCACCCCUCCACCAACAUGCUCUGGUACUUUGUCAUUGUGCGGGGGAUUUGUGGCUUUGGCGUUGGCGGCGAAUAUCCCCCCAGUGCCGCCGCGGGGCUCGAAGAAUCCGAUGACUUCAAUCGCCGCUACCGCGGCCCCGUCUUCGUCAGCUUCACCACCCUCAUGGCCACGCUCGCCGCUCCCAUUCUCAUGAUCAUCUAUUUGAUCUGCCUGAAAGCCAGCAACGACAACCUCCGCAUCACCUUUCACGCGAUCUACGCCCUGGCCACCCUCCUGCCGGCCACCAUCAUGGUCCUGCGCUACUUCAUGACCGACUCCACCCUCUACCAUAACAGCAACUUCAAGCACCAGCGCAAGCCCCUCCGCUUCUACUGGUUGCUGGCGCGCCGCUACUGGCGCCGGCUGUUCCUCACCUCCCUCGCGUUUUUCCUGUACGAUUUCAUCAACUUCCCCAACAGCAUCAUGUCCAGCAGCAUCAUCGCCUCGCUGGUCAAGGACGGGAACCUCCAGACCACCGCGCAGUGGCAGGUCAUCCUCGCCGUCCUCCCGGUGCCGGGGGUGGUGGUGGGCGCAUACCUCACCCAGGCGAUCGGGCGCCGGUGGACGGGGAUCGCGGGGUUCGCGGGCUACGUCGUGCUCGGGUUUGUCAUCGGCGGGUGCUACACCCGGCUGUCGGAGCACAUCGCGGCCUUCGUCGUGCUGUACGGGUUGCUGCAGGCGUUCGGGCAUAUGGGCCCCGGGGCGACGAUCGGGCUGAUCAGCAGCGAGUCGUUUCCCACGGCGAUGCGGGGGAUGGGGUACAGUGUGAGCACCGCGUUUGGGCGCACGGGGGCGGCGGUGGGGACGCAGUCCUUUACUCCCCUGCAGGAGGCGGCGGGGGAUAGUGCAACCUUCUAUCUGUUGGGGGCCAUCGCGGUGUUGGGGGCGCUGGUGUACUGGUUUUUGCCGGAGAGUGGGGAGUUGGAUCUCGAAAGGGAGGAUCGGGAGUUGGAGCGGUGGUUGGGGAUGCAUGGGUUUGCGAUGGAGAAGAAACAGUGAUCAGAC